UUGAGCUAACUAAGCCCAACUAAAUAUAGCUAGUCGGUGAUGAACUGUAAUCUUCGUAUUCGUCGUCUUUAUAGUGGAUGUAUCCCAUCUUUCUGGAUGCAUCCCAUCUUUCUGGAUGCAUCCCAUCUUUUUGGAUGAAUCCCAUCUUUUUGUAAACAAGUCAGUCUUAUUUUAACUUGUCCUAAUGUCCAUGAACCUCUGGUGCAUAAAAUGUGUUGACUACAGUCUACUGGCAGACGAUACAGAGGAUGCUCAACUCUUCUGAACCAGGCUCCAAUUAAGAAGAAUGAAAAAAUGAAAGAAUAAAAUGGGCAACGGCUUCAAAUGGCUAUAUAGUGAAAUUUCACACCAGAACGGGUGGUCGUUUUAUCUUUGGACCAGCCUUCAUGUAUAUUUUGCUUAGCAUCUAAUACACAAAUAACUAACUCGACUCAUCAUCGAUUCCAUUUCAGGUAUGAUUUCAGUGAUCACAUACUUGGGUAACUCAUUUGUCUCCAUGCAAUCGGAACUCCCUGUCCUCCAAAAGUAUAGUAUGUAUGUUUAUGUUUGUUUUGUCUGGGGAAGAAGCCGGUCAGCCGGAAAUACAGUGUAAGGAUAUGGCCAACCACUUGGCCAACCUCGGGUCAAGUGAACGUUUGGCGGAAAAGGAAAAGCUUCGCCAUAUCAUGUAGAGAUCAGUGGCACAUGUGGCUUGGUGACCUGGCCUUGGUUAUUCUUGUUUCAAAAACAUGGCAAAUUUGAUGCGGAUUUUUGCUCAAUCGUUCUUUUCUAGGCAGUCUUCAAAAUAUUUGUUUUACAAAUGUAUGAAAAACUAUUCUUGUAACACAGGAGGAAGGUUUUCUUUUAUGCUCAGAACGAAAUGGGGAACGUUUCUCAAGGAAAACCACAGUUUUACCACGUCGUAUCUAAUCGUCACGUCCCACAUGUCAAGAUUUCUUCAUGUGGGAACCUACAGGUCAAGAAGUGUGGAAACAAGUAGAGAAGAUGAUCAUGAGUUUGUUACAGAAGAAAUUUCUAUGACAGAUAAAAAGUUUGAAGAUUUUUCUGAUAUAAUGAAAACAAUCAAAGAGAAGACUGGAGUAUUACUGAAAGCAGUUCAUGGAAAGGAUGGUAAAGAAGGAUGGAGAAUUCUAGUUGGAGGCACUCGACAUGAAGUUCAGCGAGCUGUUCUUCAUCUCAAAUCCUCAACUGAACAUGAUUCAAUCAAUCAAAGGUUACUUCUUUUACAAGAUGACACAGUGCAUGAGAAGAAUAACUCAAGAAAAGAAAAACCAAUCUGGGCAUAUUACAGGAGAAAUUUUAAAGGACAAAAACCUCCUAUGAGAACAAGAAAGAAGUGCAUUAGAGGGACGGGGGAGUCGCAAAUUGUUUCGGGUAAUCCAUGUCCAGUAUGUCGACUGCAGUUGGCUGGUCAAUAUCAACUGAACUACAAGGAUAUUGAUUUACUCUCUCAGUUCAUAUCUCCCCAUACCGGUGAAAUAUUUGAAGCAUCCAAAACAGGUGUUUGCAGAUACCAGCAAAAUAAUCUUAAAACAGCAAUACAGACUGCCAAGGAUUACGGUUUGCUUCCAUACAGUAUCCCUGGUCCAAGAAGUAUUGAAAAGCCUGUGAAAAGUGCUGAAAUACCAGUCAAUGUUAGGCUGAAGUGAUACACGAAAUUACCUUCCUU
Molecule: messenger RNA, 1669 nt
Organism: Dendronephthya gigantea
Lineage: Eukaryota; Metazoa; Cnidaria; Anthozoa; Malacalcyonacea; Nephtheidae
Exons: 10
Coding region: 729-1649 (306 amino acids)
Biological process (GO): mitochondrial translation
Cellular component (GO): ribosome; mitochondrion
Molecular function (GO): structural constituent of ribosome
Source: RefSeq, a predicted model, not a curated record